This is a messenger RNA of Fusarium sp. VM40, 3345 nucleotides long. Lineage: Eukaryota; Fungi; Ascomycota; Sordariomycetes; Hypocreales; Nectriaceae. The record is from the annotation of a GenBank genome assembly.
AUGUCUUUCAACUUUGACUCCGAUUCAAAAUCCACAUUAACAACUCACAACCUAUCUACAAUGUCCUCAUUAACACGCUCUCAACUUGGUCAGGUCCAGACAUCCUUUCCAUCACAAACACAACCAGUCCCCAUUCCUAUGUCAGCUAUCAGUGCUUCAUCAGGAGCCUCAAACUCACAACAAGGCUCGCCACUCAUGUCUCCUGACACUGCUGUUCUGACAACAUACUCCUCCGUCCAGCCCUCGCCUGAACCAAUUCGAGGUCGGGAGGAGGAGGUUUUCCCUUCCAGCUUCCAGUUGCCCGAAUCUGUGUUAUCCCGGAAGACAAGCACAAACUCUCUUAGUUACAAUGCCAUGUCAGAAGUGGCCAACACCAGCAAAGGAGGUCUCAUCCGCCGAUUCUCAAACCGAGCACAACGGUUUGCAGGCAGAAGAAGACCAUCAUCUAACGCCCCUACGAGCCGAGAUGGAAGUGUCGGCCCAAGUAUCCUCAGACGCCGCAGUGACAGCAAUGCUACAGCACCCCAAGAGAACAGCGCUUUAACAGACACUGAUGAGGAACCCGAAUUCAUUCCCGACGACUCCAUCUCUAUGGUUGGCCUUGACGCUGCUGCCUACACAUCAUCCGCCAACAGUACUCAUGGCUCGAUCAGCGCAAGUGCUGGAGCAAUGGCUGGCCCAGUGCUCCCGGCUGAGCUUCGCAACGGAUGUCCGGUAAGGAAGGUUUCAAGGAAGAGCCGACCGAAGAGAAUCAACCUUGUUUACGAGACCGAAUCCAACAAGCUAUCAUGGGAUCCAACUCGGCCUCAGAAGUCCAUCCACGUGGAUGAGAUCAGGGAGAUUCGAACUGGCUCCGAUAUUCAACAAUAUGUUAUUGAUUACCAGAUGACCGACAACGUAAACUACUAUAUCCAAACUUGGUUCACCAUUAUUUACACAGUUCCCGAGACCUCGAAGGCACGAUUUCUUCACAUUGUCACCGACAACAACAAGAGCCUAUGCCUAUGGACGGAGUUCUUGGACGCUAUGUUGAGAUAUCGACAGGAACUUAUGACCUCGCUAAUGGCAUUCAACGAGCGUGCCAUUGCCCAGUACUGGCGGACAGAGAUGGCCAAGGAAUUUGGUGACCAGGUCCGAAGUACUGAGCAGGAAGAGAUGAACAUCGCCGGCGUCAAGCGUGUGUGCCAGAACCUCCACAUCUACAGCUCGCAAGCGACACUCGAAGUCAACUUCCACCUAUCCGAUUCUCGACGACGACAAAAGUUAAACUUCAGGGAGUUUAAGGACUUUGUGCGGCGCAUGAAGCAAAGGAAUGAUGUGCAACGAAUCAUCCGUAGCUUCGCUGCCAACCCCGAGUUUGGUCUCACUCUGACAGAAUUUCUAACCUUUCUACGCGACGUUCAGGGUGAGGAUGUUGACUCUAACCUGGUUGCCUGGGAGAAGCUGUUCUCCAGAAUGUGCCGUCAGUAUCGGAGCGACGAGGUUGAUGCAUCAGAAACCGCCGAGAUUAUGUCCGAAGCCGCUUUUGUUGGCUUUUUGACGUCAGAAGAUAACGAAGUGAUCAAGCCCGAGCCUGAAAACAUUGUCCUGGACCGCCCCAUGAACGAGUACUUCAUCUCAAGCUCACAUAACACUUACCUCCUUGGCCGCCAGGUUGCUGGUCAGUCUAGCGUCGAGGGCUACAUCUCGGCCCUCGUUCGUGGUUGCCGAUGUGUAGAGGUUGAUUGCUGGGACGGUUACAACGGUCAGCCUGAAGUUAACCAUGGUCGCACUAUGACGACCUCGAUCAGCUUCAAGGAGGUCAUGACCACUAUCAACAAAUACGCAUUCGUUAAAUCCAAGUUCCCUCUCUGGAUUUCUCUUGAAGUUCACUGCAGUCCAACCCAGCAAGCCACCAUGGUCGAGAUCAUCAAGGAGUGCUUUGGUGUCCGAUUGGUCACUGAGACUCUGGAGGCGUUCCCAGACAAGCUUCCCACCCCUUCUGAACUUAUGGAGCGUGUUCUUAUCAAGGUUAAGAAGCCACAAAUCAAGGAGGAGCCAAUCGCCACCGGCAACGACUUCCGAGGCCGACGCCGGGGUAACAGCCUCAAUUCGCCCAUGAUGCGACCUUCUGCUGCCGACACCGCUGCUAUGAUGCCUUCUCAGUCUCUUCCCCAGAGCCCUAUGUUGACACCAAGCCACUCAUCUCGAAGAUUGGUCAGUAAGACUCGUGUCAACACUAUCACUGAGGGCCAGGUUCAGGGUACGAUGAGCAGCAGCACCAGCGAUAACGAAAGUGUGUGUGAACCACCCGCCAAGAAGACCCCCAACAAGACGACCAAGGUCCUUGGUGAAUUGGGUGUCUACUGCGCUGGUGUCAAAUUCUCAGGCUUUGAUACUGUCGAUGCGAAGCAAUACAACCACAUCUUCUCUUUCAUGGAGUCGAGCUUUGCUAAGCACUCUCGUGCCAAAGAGCAGAAGAUGGCCUUGGAUAUCCACAACAUGCGCUACAUGAUGCGUGUCUACCCUGACCGAACUCGCAUUACCUCCAACAACUUCGACCCUCUUGUUUACUGGCGUCGCGGUGUCCAGAUGGCUGCUCUUAACUGGCAGACCUUCGACCUCGGGAUGCAGCUCAACCGUGCUAUGUUUGACGGAGGCAAGGACUCUUCCGGCUAUGUUCUCAAGCCUGCCGAGCUUCGAGACAUCCAGGUCCUCCCCUACAACUCCGACAUUGCCGAGGGCAAGAAGGAGCGCAGCGUGGUAUCAUUCAGCAUCGAUGUCAUCUCUGCUCAGCAGCUCAUGCGACCUGCCAACCUUCCCGCGAACAAGUCCAUGGACCCCUAUGUUGAGAUUGAAAUCUUCCAUUCGAACGACAAGCGCGAUAAGAUGGAUACCGAUUCCCACAUGACGAUGGAGCACGACUCGCCUCUGAAGGUUCAGACAGAGGUCAUCCGCGAGAACGGCUUUAACCCCAUGUUCGACAAGCAGUUCAAGUUCAAGGUCACCACCAAGCACCCCGACCUGAUCUUUGUUCGCUGGUCUGUUAAGCUCUCCAAUGACGGCGAGAGCUACAACGAGCGCCCAGCCGUCGCCACCUAUACCGCUAAACUCACCAACCUCAAGCAGGGUUACCGUACCCUCCCACUCCUCAACCACGCUGGCGACCAAUACCUGUUCUCUAAGCUCUUUUGCAAGAUCAAUGUCGAUUCGGUCGAGAAGAUGUUGAUCGAUGCCCCUCGCCGUACCCAGGAAGGAAACAAGCUCAACCGACUGGGCGGCAAGGUCUUUGGUCGUAUCAACACCAGCCCUAAAAGUACUAUCGAAAAGUCUAGCUCAGAGAAGACGAGCUUUGACAGUUAUUGA